AUGGGGGGCCCCUCCAAGCGCAGGGAGUCCCUCGUCCCGCCCCGCUUCGAGGCCUCGUCGCGGAGAGGCACGCUCGACAAGGGGCCGGCGCCGGCGCCUGGGCCCUCGGCCUCGUCGGGCUACUACCAGUGGGCGCGCAACGAGCCCGACCCGGACGAGGAGGCCGAGCCGGACCUCGCGGGCUUCUCGGUGGCCACGGCCGUGAACCUCGGGGCCUGCCCCAGCGGCAUCGACCUCGCCGCCACCACGCCCGCCGAGCGCCUCCGCGGGGACAAGGCCCGCUCCCUCCUCCGGAUGUUGUUGAGAACUCAGAAGACCUCUGAGGAUGCAGUAUCUUUCCUGUCCUCUGGCAUUCAGAAUUUAGUUCCUUGUGGUGAUGUGGUUGGCUUGUUGGCAGUUAUUGUGAAGCAGUGCAAAGAUUUCACUCCCAAGUUCAGUGUUAAACGUGACAUCUAUUUAUUGGUCCGUAUUAGUAUUGAUAAAAUCAUGAAGUGCACAAACCCUCAAAUUUACAAAGCAAGUUUGAGGAGCAGCAAAAAGCCUGAAAUCGUUAAUUUUGGAGAUGUGAGGUAUUUUUCAGUAAAGGUUCCAAAGCAAAAAAGUGAUCCUAGAAAUAGGAUUUCGUUAGAGUUGGUGGGCUUUGAGGGACCAAAGGAAUUUCCAAGGCUGUUUGGGAGUGUGACCAUGCACCUCUAUGAUAUUAUUCAAAAGCAGUCCUUCACUGAAAUAUGUGCUAUGAGAAUUCGAAAUAUGGUUUUCUGCACAGCAGAGGUGGAAUUUAUGUUCUGCUAUGGAAGUCUCGGAUAUGGGUAUUCACAUCAGCUGAAACUGCCAGGGGCGGAUCCAGCUCAGUCUGUGGCAUAUUCCAUGUUUCUGCGAGUUCCACCACCAGAAAACAGAAAAGAUACUGUCACCAAUGCGAUCAAGCCACAACGCAUGGAUUACCCUGCAUGCUUAUCUCCAGAUCUGAAUGUUACGGUUGGAAAUAUUGAGUUGGCUCCUCCUGCAGAAAUGACAGAACAUUACAUGAGUCUUCAGAAGGCUUUACAAGAACCACCCCGAGAAAGGUUGCAGAGAAUGAAAAAAGAAUACCGGAGUCUGUCAACAUGGCGUGAGAAGGCGGAAUAUUUAGACCAACUGAUCUUAAAAAGGGGACCAAAAACAAAACCUCCUCAACCAAAGAUGUCUCGCUUCAGGGAAAUCGUUGAAAAAAUCCAUGUGCCUCGAUUUUCAUCUACUCCUUCUGAAGGUUGA
Messenger RNA from Anolis sagrei ordinatus, 1254 nucleotides. NCBI's taxonomy places the organism in Eukaryota, Metazoa, Chordata, Lepidosauria, Squamata, Anolidae. The record is from RefSeq and is a predicted model, not a curated record.